This is a messenger RNA of Monomorium pharaonis (pharaoh ant), 3143 nucleotides long. RefSeq lists its product as uncharacterized. NCBI's taxonomy places the organism in Eukaryota, Metazoa, Arthropoda, Insecta, Hymenoptera, Formicidae. The record is from RefSeq and is a predicted model, not a curated record. The transcript has 6 exons. The coding region runs from base 2307 to 3143 and encodes 278 amino acids.
GGCAACAGACGCUUGUUAGGCACAUCAUUAUUAUUAAAUUGUACGGCAUAUAUUCUCUUAUUAUUUUUGUCUUUUUAUUUAUGUUUUAUUCUUAUUGAUCUAAACAGUAUGACAGGAAAUUCAAAUAGCAAAAUUGAAGAAAGAGAGAAGGAAAUCCAAUGUGCUCUUUUUUUUGUAAUCUUUCAAAAACGUCUAAUUAUACAUCAACAUAUAUUGUGCGCGCAUUAAACGGUCGAAUAAUUCGUAUGAAUACGCGAGUUAUCGUGGCAUAACAAUGAACUUAAUUAAUACGCUGGACACAGGAAUUCCUGGGGCAUUGCGUUUUGAUCAUAAUGUAGCCCGCGCGAUGGAAAUGCACACGCUCGAGUCUGAUAAUUAGAUCAAUAAUCCAAAAUCGACAACAGGGGAGCCUCAGUAAACCUCGCGUCUAAAGAAUCGAGUAUCUGACGGUUCCGGCGUCAAUAAUUUUACUUAAUCGCUUUACGAUCUGAAAGCUUCGAGUUCUGUAACAAGCACAACAGAAUUUCAAAAUGACAAGAAUAGGACUUAAUAAAUGUGAUGAUAAUAAAUAAUGGUAGAUACGUAUAUUAUAAUUAUAAACGUAAAUUUAACUGAUUUAUUAUCCAAAAUAUGUCGUCCAGAUAAUCCCUGCGCUCAUAAAUAUUAUGAGAUCUCUCGUGCCGUGUGGUCAUUUGCCCUUCUGCGCAAUAUAUUUUUUAAGCCACGUGAACGAGCUCGUCCUGUGGCCCGCAACUUCGAGCCUCGAUUUUCUGGUUCAUCGCGACGUCGCCAACGCAAGCCGGCCGGCCGUAUGCUAAUCGGGUGCAUGGCGGGAGUGAGCGGCAGUGAACGCCACCCUUCGAAGAAGGGCGAUACUAGGGGCGAGUAUCCCCCCGGAUGAUCCCUUCAAACCGAGUGAGUGACAUCGCGCGCAGGAACAAGGGCGUGCGGAUUUUAUGGCGCGGUUUUUUUUUUUUUUUUCGUCCCCGACGGCGAUUACGCACACGCGUCGCCCGAACGAACGGACGGACGGACGGACAAACGACGAUGACGUGACCGCGUGAAAUUGCGUGGGCGAUGCAGGAUUUGUUGCAUGUAUCGCUGCAAUCGAGGAACGUCGCAUAAAAGGGGUGUAGGUUUCGCGUGGCGCACGAAUAACUGUUUAAUGCGGCCGCGUGCGUUUUUCCGCGGUCGUCGAGUUUAAUAAUUGAAAUCUGUUUGACAACCUGAAAUCUAGAUAUGUGUUUUGAGACGAGACAAGUUAUUUAGAUUUUUUUGCGGGGAGGAUAAGCAACUUAAUAAGGGGAAAUUUUGUUAAUUUCUUACAGAAACUUGAUUCAAUUUUAAUAAAGGAUUAUCCUAUGCUAUUUAAGAAUAAAGCUAAACAUAUACACUUGGAAAAAGUGCAGACAUAAUUUUUACUCUCCCAUUUUUAUAGCUUGAUCUGCAUUAAAGAAGUUUUCUUACAAUCGUUAAGUAUUUUCCUUUGCAAUAUUAUUUCUUCAUUUUUCGAAAUUAAUAUUCUGAUAAAAAAAUAUCCUAUUCCAUUUUAAUGCCGGAAAUUUCCCAAACGCCGCGUACGCAGGAGGACGCAAACAGUGCGAACUUCCCAUGGAAUUCUACCCCACGUUCGGCGCACGUGACUCCUAAUGGAGAGAGAGCGGCAUUCCGCUCUCCCGCGUGUACUGUAAAAAUUCGGUAAUAAUCGCGGAACAGGACAUUCCCUUGAUAUCGAUAUCCCUUCAGGGCGCAUCGCAUGUACACCGGGUCGAGGCACCCUUUCCCUACGGCCCUGCCGACCUCCCACUAUUCUCUCUCUCGGUAGCCGGCUGCAGCAGUGCUCAGUCUCCGUCGAGCUACCGUCGCGUUUGGAGGUGGCUCUUUCCAUCUUUUCACUUCCCUGCUUGUUCACUCGUGUCACGAGCGUGAUCGCGAUACUAGCGAUAGUGCACAAGUACUUCCGAGUGCGAGUACACAAUCACACUGUGAACGGUUGAAAAAAAAAAAAAAAGUGAACCUGCCAGGUGGUAGCAGCCGCGGCACGCCGAAGCCGAUGGGGGAUGACGUUCGAUGGAGAAAAAGAUAUCGAAGAGAUGUUACUUAGGGUCGGUCGUUCCAAUUUCCUGAUAACCUUACCUAUCAGAGGUUCUGUUUUGCUGUGAAAUGGAACGCUCGGGCAGCGGACGUGCUCGCAAAUAACGCGAUUGCAGCCGGUUCCGGUGUACGAUAAUCGUGGGAAGGAGUCCUCUAUCCACUUGGGCAUUUUCGACGAGGCGCCGCUCCGUUAGCCGACACUCGUGUGCAACAUGUUCGGGACGAAAUUGCGCACGUGGAUGGAGGCACACAUCGUGCGAUCGAAGAAGAAGAAGGACCGGAAGAAGGGCGACAAGGGAUACGACUCGAGCUGCAACUCCCCCAGGAGCCACAGCGCCAGCAGAUCGCCCGCUUUGCACCAGGUACAUCCGUUGGAUUCGCCGACGAAGAACGUGGACGGUAUCCGGUUGCACGGGGGUAGCUACGGUGCGACAGUGACCACUUCGUCCGGCACUUCCGGCGGCACCGGCGGAAGUGUGAGCCUCUCCUCGCCGGAGAGCGCGUACUCGACCGGCUACUCGACCGACGGCACCUCGCCCGGCACCAGCUUCCCGCCCGAGUAUUACAUCAACAUCAGGACCGGCACCCACUAUUUUCAGAGCACCGGCGGCAGCGGUGCCGCCACCGCGAACAAUAAUAACAAUAACAACAACAACAACAAUAAGACCAGGGCGAAGAGGCCGCAGGGUAACGCGGGAAACCUGCCACCGGCCGGUAGUGUCCCGCCAGGAAAUGGAAGAGUCGAGGACAGGGGUCAGUCAUCGUCCGCGAGCACGACGAACAUGACCAGAGACAACGGUCAGCCGGAAGUACGAACGAGCACGCCGCAGAAGAGCGCAGAGAACCACGGUCAGAGACAGCAGCAAAGGCAGCAGGAGACCUAUCAUCGCAGGACGGAGUCGAGGAAGCACGUAGGCACCCGCGAAUUGGCGAGUGCACUACUCGGGAACGUCGAAGUUUCGCACGUUGAAAGAUCGGGCUGGCGCCAAACGCCCAGACCGGUGUCGCCGCUGAAUAAGGUCAACCGCGGCGUUAUGCGCGUUGAUUAA